This is a messenger RNA of Gongylonema pulchrum, 288 nucleotides long. Lineage: Eukaryota; Metazoa; Nematoda; Chromadorea; Rhabditida; Gongylonematidae. The record is from the annotation of a GenBank genome assembly.
AUGUACAGGUAUCAGGUAUUUCCUGGAGAAACAAUGACAAUGAAAGUGGGAUCAAAUACAAAAGACGUAAAAAUUGGUCUCCACGCCGUGAAAGAUCGCAAGUUAAUUGUCAAGGACGGGGAAAUAACCGAUUUCGGAAAAAAAAAAUUUGGUGAUCUACUAUCGUUUGAGGGUGGAGUCUUCAAAAUCAAGGAUGUGUCGCAGCAAAAUGCCGGUGGUUAUUCCUACAGUUUGAAAGGAAAUCCGAAGAUGCCAAUGAUGAAUGUUGUAUCUGUGUUUGAAAUAUGA